Arachis duranensis is the source of this 426-nucleotide messenger RNA. RefSeq lists its product as uncharacterized. NCBI's taxonomy places the organism in Eukaryota, Viridiplantae, Streptophyta, Magnoliopsida, Fabales, Fabaceae. The transcript has 2 exons. Gene Ontology annotation, biological process: DNA integration. Gene Ontology annotation, molecular function: nucleic acid binding. The coding region runs from base 1 to 426 and encodes 141 amino acids. The record is from RefSeq and is a predicted model, not a curated record.
AUGGACCCUCACUCCAUUACCACUGAUAAUGGAACUCAGUUUACAAACUCCACCUUCAAAAAUCUGGUAGCUAGCAUGAAGAUUAAGCAUCGGUUCACCUCGGUAGAGCACCCACAAGCAAAUGGGCAAGCUGAGGCAGCUAACAAAGUUAUACUAGCUGGAUUGAAGAAAAGGUUGCAAGUCGAAAUCAAUGAGCAAAGUCCAAGGGUGAACUUCUACGACGAGGUUGGCAACAUACAGGGGCACAAAGAAGAACUCGACCUACUCCCUGAAGUCCGAGAACAAGCCCAGAUAAGAGAAGCAGCAUUGAAGCAAAGGAUGACAAACAGAUACAAAAAGAAAGUCAUUCAAAGAAGCUUCACUCCAGACAACUUGGUCUUGAUCAGAAAUGACAAACAAGUCUGGGGAUGGGAAGCUCGCUGCUAA